GAAACCCUUGCAGUGACGAUAAAAAAGGCUUUCAACACCGUGAUCGCCCCCUGGUUUCUUUCUUGCAACCACUUGAGAAAUGGAUUCAAGAGUCAGUCAGCCUAUAGUAUGAUGGAAACCUCAACGUCCUCAACAAAUCCAUGGCGUAACGUGAGAGACAACGCUAGGACAUCAUUAUCUAGACUGGGCACUACAAAAGGACUCCUAGGGCUAGGAAUUUACGCGUCAGGAGAUUUAUUUUUUUCAAACCAGGCACGCCAACCUGGCUUUCAUAUGCUCGGGGCAUUUUGUAUGUUUCAGUUUCCAUUCUCUGGAGCGGAAAUGACAUUUUAGGAAAAAAAGGGGGG
Messenger RNA from Pyricularia grisea, 347 nucleotides. RefSeq lists its product as uncharacterized. The annotation marks the transcript as partial. The record is from RefSeq and is a predicted model, not a curated record. NCBI's taxonomy places the organism in Eukaryota, Fungi, Ascomycota, Sordariomycetes, Magnaporthales, Pyriculariaceae. The transcript has 2 exons.